Molecule: messenger RNA, 1614 nt
Organism: Naegleria gruberi
Lineage: Eukaryota; Heterolobosea; Eutetramitea; Acrasida; Naegleriidae
Exons: 1
Coding region: 39-1547 (502 amino acids)
Source: RefSeq, a predicted model, not a curated record
CUCAACACACAGCCUGCAAUCUAUAGUAUCAUCAAAAAAUGAGGAAAAAAACACAACAAAAUCAAUCAUUUCAAGUAGUCUAUGAAAAUGUUACAGAAUUUGAAAAAGCCUUACUCACAAAUCAAAAUACACCUAACCAUGUACUAGUUCUUGAUGUACACGCAACAUGGUGCGGCAAGUGUAAUUCAGUAUUGUCUACCUUUGAAAAAAUUAAUAUGGAUUAUGGAGAUGACCAUCAAAUCAUUUUUGGUGUGUUGGACUCACAAAAAUUGGUGACUGAGUUGAAUGAAAUUAUGAAACCUGCUGUUCGUCUAGGAGUGACCAUCAUGAGUGCAAGAGGUUCAUCUAAAAAUCUAUUAACGCUAGGAGAAGAUGAAGUUCUCAAUGAUGAAGUUAAAGCAAAGAAAUUGUAUAAAGAGGAUGUAAAAAGAAAAAAUUAUAAGGCUCUUUUGGAAACAUUUGUAGGAUUAUCGGAACCACAUUUCCUAAUUUUUAAGGAAGGAGAAUUAAUAAGAAAAAUUAGAGGUGUAAAUACACCAAUGAUCCAUAAACUGAUCGUCCAAUUGCUUACUAAUGAACCAGCAGAACAUCCUGAGGAACCAAAGGUUGACAAAAAUGCUGAGGUACAACUCGUAGUUGAACCAGAGAAGGAAGAAGUUAAACCAGUCGAGGAAGAAAAAAAGGAGGAAGUCAUUGUAGAACAAUCUGCAGAGGAACAAAAAACAGAAACAAUAGCAACUGAGGAGACAGUAGUCGAGGAAGAAAAGAAAGAGGAAACAGUUGAGGAACAAAAGGCUGAAAGCUCAGUUGAAACUAAAACUGAAACAACUGUAGAUGCUACUACUGUAACUGAAACUAAAUCUGAAACCACCACUGAGACAACAGAAACAGAAGAAAAAACAGAAGUUAAAGAAACGACAGAAAUCCAUGAAGAGGAAGCCAAGACUGCAACAGAAUCUGUGUCUUUGGAAACUGUUGAACAUUCAACUGAUAAUCAUGAAAUAACUACCGAGAAAACUUCUGAAGUGGAAGCACCUCCAAGACCAGUUGAGGAUGUUGUUUUUGAGGAAAAACCUGUUGAAACAGUGGCUGUAUCAGAAGAAGUGGAAUCACAUGGAGAUAUUUCUAAUGAAGAGCAAGUUGAAACAAAAACUGAAGUCAAAACUGAACAAGUCGAAACAAAAACUGAAACCAAGGUAGAAACUAAAACUGAAACAACUGUAGAUACUACCACAGCAACAAAUACAGAAACCACUACCACCACUACAACUACAACUGAGGAAGUUAAACCUGAAGUGACUGGAAAGUACAAGGAAAAGUCUGGAAAGAUUUGGGCUGUCACAACCUCCACCGCUUCAACAUUUGAGUUAUUAAAUGAACAGGAUGGAAGAAAGGCCACUGGUAAAUAUACUAAGGAUUCCUCAGGAAAUUAUUCCAUCACAAUAACUUUCCAUGAUCCUAGUGGAGAUGUUGAUUUGAACUCUGUAACACCAAACCUUAACACUAUUCCACUCAGUAAUGAAGAUGCCUUCACAAAGGUAGAAUAAAGAAAUGACGCUACAGUGACAACUGACACUAAAACUACAGAAAUUAAAUAAAUAAUUGUAAAUAUUU